AUGUAUCUUUACUGCCACUUUUUUUUUUUUCUUCUACUUGUUCCACCGCAUCACCGCACACUACGCAGUACACAUCAUCAUCAUCAUCAUCAUCUGGUGUUGUUGUUGCUGCUCCUGCUGCUGCCACCACCACCACCACUAUAUCUUGAAACAUAUAUUUCCUUGCUGUUUCUUUUUUUUUUUUUCUUGGUUGUUAUAGUUUUUUGCAAUGUAAGUAUGGUCUCAUCUCAUGUCGUCUUAUCUCCAUUAUUAGAUAUGAGCCACUUUUUAUUACUAGCUGUCACCCGUAUCAACCGAUACACAUAG
Messenger RNA from Candida albicans SC5314, 306 nucleotides. RefSeq lists its product as uncharacterized. The transcript has a single exon. The record is from RefSeq and is a predicted model, not a curated record. The coding region runs from base 1 to 306 and encodes 101 amino acids. Lineage: Eukaryota; Fungi; Ascomycota; Pichiomycetes; Serinales; Debaryomycetaceae.